This is a messenger RNA of Lycium ferocissimum, 472 nucleotides long. Its product is annotated as pectate lyase-like. Gene Ontology annotation, molecular function: pectate lyase activity. The coding region runs from base 85 to 333 and encodes 82 amino acids. The record is from RefSeq and is a predicted model, not a curated record. Lineage: Eukaryota; Viridiplantae; Streptophyta; Magnoliopsida; Solanales; Solanaceae. The transcript has 2 exons.
UGUCGCCAUUCUCUUCCCCACCUUUUGGGAACUCACCUGCAAUACCAAAAUCAACAGUUGUAGAGGGGGGAAAAAAGGAAAACAAUGGCCUCUGUUAGUUGUAAUUCAGUUAUAUUGCAUUUUUCCAUUUUGUUUUUUGCUUCAUUAAUCCCAAAGUUGCAUGCCAACAUUGCUGAUUUUGACCCUUAUUUGGAAAAGAAAGCUGAAGAAGCCAUCAAGUCUUCUCUUGCUGCUUAUAAUGAAAAUCCUGAGCAACUCACUGAAACUUUCAACAAGGAAGUUGGAGAAACAAUCUUAAACGGCACAAGGAGGUAUCUGAGGGAGAUGAUAUGAGGAUAAUGGUGCUGAGACAUGAAUUAAGACUUAAAAGAGUUAAUAAUACUUGUAAGGGAAAGUGGUAUACUCUUAGAAAUUGUGUUAUUUGGUUUCCCGUUGUAAAAUGUUCUUAUUGAGAAAAACACUUCUUAAGAAA